Balaenoptera acutorostrata (minke whale) is the source of this 243-nucleotide messenger RNA. RefSeq names its product small proline-rich protein 2D-like. The transcript has a single exon. The coding region runs from base 1 to 243 and encodes 80 amino acids. NCBI's taxonomy places the organism in Eukaryota, Metazoa, Chordata, Mammalia, Artiodactyla, Balaenopteridae. Gene Ontology annotation, cellular component: cornified envelope. The record is from RefSeq and is a predicted model, not a curated record.
AUGUCUUACCAGCAGCAUCAGUGCAAGCAGUCCUGCCAGUCACCUCCUGUGUUCAUACCUAAGUGCCUUGAGCCUUGCCCACCUAAGUGCCCUGAACCUUGCCCACCUCUAAAGUGUCUGGAGCCAUGUCCCAGUCCUCCAUGCCGACCUGUGCAGUGCCCACCUCCACUGUGCCAGCAGAAAUGUCCUCCUGUGCAUCCAUGCCCACCCUGCCAGCAGAAGUGUCCACCCAAGUAUAAGUAA